Messenger RNA from Larimichthys crocea (large yellow croaker), 3918 nucleotides. It is a transcript of the gene pkd2, whose product is annotated as polycystic kidney disease 2. Gene Ontology annotation, cellular component: membrane. The record is from RefSeq and is a predicted model, not a curated record. Gene Ontology annotation, molecular function: muscle alpha-actinin binding; voltage-gated calcium channel activity; voltage-gated sodium channel activity. Gene Ontology annotation, biological process: potassium ion transmembrane transport; detection of mechanical stimulus; release of sequestered calcium ion into cytosol. NCBI's taxonomy places the organism in Eukaryota, Metazoa, Chordata, Actinopteri, Sciaenidae. The transcript is spliced from 15 exons. Bases 560 to 3271 code for a protein of 903 amino acids.
UUUUUGUUUUUUGGGCUGAACGGUUCAAGAACAAGAUGGCUGUCCUGAGGCAAGAAAAGUAUCCUUCUUGUUUCACGUAAACAUUUUUAAUCCCACGAAAAAUAGCUCGUUAGGUAACAACUUUAAUAGCUUAUUAGGUAACAACUUUAAAAACGCUUUAAAGGCAUCGCUUUGUAACGACGGACACGGAUUUGAAGCUCGCUUGAAGUUUUUUUUUUUUCCGCAAGGAAAGUUUUCUAACGGUUUGGUGAGAGUUAAAAAAGCAUUAACGGUUGGCUACGAGGAGCAGGAUAACUUUAUUUAAAAGUGUCUAAUGUGACUUUUACACACAGUGUAAGGGCUUAUGUAACUGUUAUCUAUAGUAUUUAGUUAUUUGACUAACUUUUUACUAACUUAAGGCGUUUAACACUCGAGUAUCUCCACAACCCGAAAUGCUUCAGCCGUUAUAAACGUUUAUCACACGUUGUUUUUACGUUUUUUUUUUACCCAACGUUAAACUUCUUCAGAUGCCCCGCAUUGGAUAAUUUUAUUUUUUUUAAAAGCAGCGGCGCUAACUACUAUGAGUUCAUCCCGAGUCAGACCGCAGCAGCUGCCGCAGAGCCAGCCUGGCAGGUUGCCCCACAGACUGGACUCGAGCGAAGGGAUAGAGAUGGAGAACAUCCAGCAUCAAGACCUGGGUCUCGGAGGAGUCAUAGGCACUCCGUCCCCACCGUCCAGGCAAGCGUGGAGUCGGGAUAACCCGGGUUUUGAACCCGAGGAUGAGAUUAUGGAAGCUGACUGGCCGCCAGCGAGUCCCGGGAGGAGAUCAGUCUCCACGGCCUCCAGCAGCAGCUGCAGCAGCGGCCUGGGCAGCUACACCGGCGGGGGCAGCAGCACCCACAUCCCCAGAGGAGGACUGUACCCGACCCCGACUGUGGAUGCUCAGCAGCAGGACAGGCAUGACCACCGCAGCUGUAUGAAGCAGAUACUCCAGAAGAUUAGAAUUUUGUGGGGCACAGAGCUGAUGGAGGACAGUGACAGCAGUCGAGAAAGGUACCUCAGGAACGUGCUGAGGGAGAUGCUCACAUAUAUCGCAUUCCUCAUCACUAUUUGUAUCUUGACCUAUGGGAUGGUGAGUGCCAAUAUGUACUACUAUACCAAAGUCAUGUCUCAGCUUUUCCUGGACACACCGCUGUCUGCUGGGGAUCCUGCCACAUUUAGGAGCCUCUCAACUAUGGAGGAUUUCUGGAAGUUCACAGAGGGUCCUUUCCUCAAUGGCAUGUACUGGGAGGUGUGGUACAACAACAAAAGCCUGCCAGAGAAUCAGAGUCUCAUCUACUAUGAGAACCUCCUCCUUGGAGUGCCACGGCUCCGGCAGGUCAAAGUCCGCAAUGAGUCCUGCUCCGUCCACGAAGAUCUGAGAGACGAGGUUCAGGACUGCUACAACAUGUACACCCCAAGCAACGAGGACACCGCCUCCUUUGGACCCAAGAAUGGAACUCCGUGGGUGUAUGCAACAGAGAGUGAGAUGAAUGGGAGCAGCUAUUGGGGUCAGGUAUCUAAAUAUGGAGGUGGAGGAUACUACCAAGAUCUGUCUCGUACGAAAGAGGAGUCAACUGUCCAACUGCAGUUUCUCAAAGAUCACCUGUGGCUGGACAGAGGCACCAGAGCGGUUUUUCUCGACUUCUCCGUCUACAAUGGGAACAUAAACCUCUUCUGCAUCGCCAGGUUGUUGGUGGAGUUCCCUGCUACUGGUGGUGUGGUGACCUCCUGGCAGUUCCAAACAGUGCGUCUGAUACGAUAUGUGUCGAGCUGGGACUACUUUGUGGGUCUGUGCGAGGUAGCGUUCUGCCUGUUCGUCCUGUACUACGUGGUGGAGGAGGUGCUGGAGAUCCACAUCCACCGCCUGCAUUACUUCAAGAGCCUGUGGAACUGUCUGGAUGUUCUCCUCGUCGUGUUGAGUGUUGUUGCUAUUAUCAUGAACAUAACCAGAACAGCCAUGGUUGGCAACCUUCUCAAAGGCCUGUUGGAGAACCACAGUGCUCACCCCAGCUUUGAGUCUUUGGCGAACCUUCAGGUCCAGUUCAACAACGUGGCCGCAAUCAUCGUCUUUUUUUCAUGGGUCAAGCUUUUUAAGUUCAUCAACUUCAAUAAGACCAUGAGCCAGCUCUCCAGCACGAUGUCUCGCUGUGCCAAGGACCUCGUGGGUUUUGCCAUCAUGUUCUUCAUCAUCUUCCUGGCAUAUGCUCAGCUAGCCUACUUAGUGUUCGGAACCCAAGUCAACGAUUUCAGCACUUUCCAAGCCAGCAUUUUCACCCAGUUCCGUAUCAUCCUGGGAGACUUUGACUUCUCAGAAAUAGAGGAGGCGAAUCCAGUGCUCGGACCGAUCUACUUCACCACCUUUGUUUUCUUCAUUUUCUUUAUUCUCAUGAACAUGUUCCUGGCCAUCAUCAAUGACACAUACUCCGAGGUAAAGGCUGACAUGUCCCAGCAGAGGUCUGAGAUGGAAAUGACUGACCUCAUUAAGAAGGGUUGUAACAAAGCUUUGAUGAAGUUGCGGCUGAAGAAGACGGCAGUAGACGACAUCUCCGACAGUUUGCGUCAGGCCGGGGGCAAACUGAACUUUGAUGAACUCCGCCAGGACCUUAAAGGGAAGGGCCACACAGACGCAGAGAUUCAGGCCAUCUUUGCCAAGUACGAUCACGAUGGCGAUCAGGAGCUGACGGAGCACGAACACCAGCAAAUGAGGGACGACCUGGAGAAAGAGAGAGAGGACUUGGAUCUGGAACGCAAUUCGCUGACUAGACCCAGCAGCGGUCGGAGCUUCCCUCGCACCCAGGACGACUCGGAGGAAGACGACGACGAGGACAGUGGCCACAGCUCUCGUCGUCGUGGCAGCAGCUCAGCCGGCGUCUCCUAUGAAGAGUUUCAAGUGCUGGUGAGGCGUGUGGACAGGAUGGAGCACUCUAUCGGCAGCAUAGUGUCCAAGAUAGAUGCCGUGAUCGUGAAGCUGGAAGCCAUGGAGAGAGCUAAACUCAAAAGGAGAGAUUUGCUGGGAAGGAUGCUGGACGGAGUCAUGGAGGACGAGCGUCUGGGACGGGACACGGACGCCCACAGAGAGCAGAUGGAGAGGCUGGUGAGGGAGGAACUGGAGCUCUGGGAGUCUGACGACAUGGUCUCACAGGUCAGCCACCCACAGCCAGCCACUCCCGUCGGCCCCCGGCCCCGUCCGUCCUCUUCCUUGUCUACCGACGGCCUCGACACAAGCACAGUCGGGAGCGGCCAUGUGUGAGGACUUGGCGCGGCGAAGAAUAUUCCACUCUGGCAAGAAACUCUCGAUUGGAAAUUUCCUGGCAGCGGUACACAAAGUACACGAAGACGUGGGACCAUUUUCGCAGAACAAAAUGAGACAUCUUAUUGAAGCUGUCGUUGACAUAAUUUAAAGGAGGUGAUAAAAAAUCAAACGCACCUCAAAAAAAUGCACUGAAAGGUUCUCCAGAGGUUCUCCAGAGAGACAUCUACAAGUAUUCACUAAACUGUCUAAAGCUUUUAUCACAUAUAACUUUAACAGGAUGAUGAAGGGAAAUGUGUGAAAGAGGUUGAUGAAGGAUUUACAGUACAGCAUGACGUCACAGUAUACACCAGCCUUCAAGCAUACUCGGCGUAUGAUUUUAGUAUGAGGUUAUGCUCACUUGCUUUUGAUUACUGUAUCCACACAUCUUAGCAUUUUACACAAAUACCAAAAAAAGGCAUUUUUCUAUGACUGUUAAUUUUGCUGAUUAUUUUAAUAUUCAGUAGGUACAAGUGUGGCACGUUCUGUCAUAUUUACUCAUCUUCUGUACAUCAAUGAAGCUUCAAAUUAAAUAGCUUAUUAUCAUUUUAUGAUACAUGUUGUAACUUAAAACAAACUUCAAUUUGGAGUGCAUCUAGUGUUCAUGG